Molecule: messenger RNA, 1226 nt
Organism: Ilyonectria robusta
Lineage: Eukaryota; Fungi; Ascomycota; Sordariomycetes; Hypocreales; Nectriaceae
Product: kinase-like domain-containing protein
Exons: 1
Coding region: 59-1186 (375 amino acids)
Source: RefSeq, a predicted model, not a curated record
CCAAAAUUAAGCACUCUACAAAAGCCGGUACCCAAAACGAGACCCGUGAGCACCAACCAUGGCAGCCUCGACGACUGGAAUCCCUCACCAAGUGAGAGGGGUGAUGAAAUCAAGCGACCCCCUGCCUCUCACCCCAGAAGAACUCACCGCCGCUUGGUUCACCAAAAUUCUGGGCAAACCAGUCAAGGACGCAACGAUUGGUAAAGCCAUUCAUGGCACAGCUUCCAAGAUCCUCGUUGAGUUGACCUUUGAGGACUCUGCCGAUGCCCCGACCAAGGUUUGCGUCAAGGGCGGCUUUAACCCAGCUCUGUUGGCCAGCCUCCCCUUCAUGUUUUCCAUCUACAGACUGGAAGCCGAGUUUUACUACUACGUCGCCCCUACGAUCUCCAUACCUCUUCCUCCAACAGUAUAUUGCGGUACAGAUACGGUCAAAGGGCAGGGUAUUGUUGCAAUGGCCGACCUUGAGGCUCGCGGAUAUACAUUCGGAAAUCCCCUUGAGGCCUGGCCUGUCGAUCGUGUACAGGCAGGCGUCGAGCAGCUGGCUAUUCUACACGCUAGAACUUGGGAUAGCAAGCCUGAGGACUUUCCAUGGGCCAGCGAAACCGUUUCGCUCAGAGACGCCGUCGUGGGCCUGAUGGCCCCGGAGGAAUGGGGCAAGCGAUUUGCUGGAGAUGCCAGACCUCCAGUGCCGGACUUCAUGGUGGACCGCGAGCGGAUGACUGCAACGUUCAAGGCCCUCUGGAAGCCAUCCAAUUCAACGCUCAACUGCCUCGUCCACGGAGACGCGCACAUCGGCAACACAUUCAUUUCGCCUGCUGGAGAGCCCGGGUUCCUAGACUGGCAGGUCAUACAUGUCUCGUCGGCCAUGCACGAUGUUGCUUAUUUUAUCAUCGGUACGCUAUCUAUCGAGGACCGCCGGAAGCGUGAGAAGGAGCUUGUGCAGCAUUAUCUGGACGCCCUUCACCGUGCGGGAGCACCCAAGUUCCAGAUAGAGGAUAUUUGGAAUGAGUACCGGAUGCACGCUUUUCAUGGGUUCGCGUGGGCUCUCGCUGGGCCGAUGAUGCAGAGCCGCGAGAUUGUAGAUGUUAUGACGGGUCGCCACUGCGCGGCGAUUGUGGACCAUAAGAGCGUGGAGCUACUGGAGGGGCUUGAGGAGUACAUGGUGUUGGAGGGAACUGGUGUCUAACUCACUCUCUAGCUGCCCUCCAGUGUAGUUAUGUCUUGUC